GUUUGUUUUUCUGAGGAGAGUCAGACGCUCAUCUCCUGCUCUCGAAGGAGUUUUCUCCUGGGUAUUGCAAUUUAUCAUUACCAGCCUAAGUCAGAAUCAUGGCUCCAAAAACUCCACGAGCAAAGAGCCCAAGUGGCAAAAAAAAGUUAAGAGGCAAACGACGCAAGCAAGUCUUACCUGUUCAUGAAGAAGAGGAGCCAAUAAAUAUGGAGAACGUGGGUCAUCCAGAAAUUUAUCCUUUAGUAUUAACUACCAAGACCCAGGAGAUAUUUAACUGUCGAAUAGAUGAAGAUGUCACAGAUGAGACACCUUAUAAGCUGAUCAAAAAGGAAGAUAUUUUGGAGGACUUACACAACAGAGCUGCAAUAUCUGACUUCCACCCACUCAGAAAACUUGUGCGAGAUUAUCCUGGAAAUGAGAUUCUGCUUGUUUAUGACAAAGACUUCAAAUAUGGACUUAAUUUUUAUCUUAUUGGAACUGAAGAAGGGAAAGAAAACUAUUUAAAUCCCUCAGAAGUACCAGAGGAACAGGAAGAAUUUAAAGAACUUGCUCCUGAAGACUUAUAUGUUUAUAAACCACCUGUCUCUAAACCAUGGGUUUCUUUGGGCAGUGAAAAAGAAAUUGAGGAUGAAUCGGUUAAGGAAUCUACAAAACAGAUUACAUACAUGAUUUCUCGAAAACGACGUGGAUUUGGUGCCCCGAUUACAUUCAGUGACCAGAAUGCUUCCAGCGUUAAAGAUUCCUACAUUGAAUGCACAGCCUACCCAGAUAAGAAUUUCACCCUCACACAGCUUGAGAAGGAUGUUGGCAUGCAAGUAGUCCCCCAUGUCAAGGACAUAAGUACUCAGACCAGAUGGACAUAUCCCAAAAAUGCUGCAAUACAGUAUUAUCCAAGAGAAUUCUCAGAAGAAGAAAAAGAGACAUUUGGACAAUCAAAAUCUUUGAUUGAUUUUCUUAACAGCGUGUCCACAAGUGUCGAAAUAGCCUUGCAGCAAAAUGAAAUCACAAACACAUUUUUUGAUGACUGGAAACAUCUGGCAGAAGAGGAAGGCACCUUUGGGGACAAGACCGACACUCACCUGAAAGAGUACCAGUCCUUUACUGACCUUCAUAGUCCAAUGGAGAAGACGAUCACCUGUGUCUCCUGGCAUCCGACCAUCUAUGGGCUAAUAGCUGUGUCAGUGGCUGUGCGGCUCUCCUUUGAAAACAGAGUCCAAUUUUCCGGUAAAUUGUUGCUACAACCAUCACUGAUUCUUUUCUGGAGUUUCUCCGAUCCCAUACAUCCUCAGUUAAUGCUGGAGAGCCCGGAUGACAUCUUCUGCUUCCAGUUCUGUCCCAGUGACCCUAACAUCAUUGCUGGAGGUUGUAUAAAUGGACAGGUUGUCAUGUGGGAUAUCACCUCGCAUGCAGAUCGCAUAGAAAACAUUAAGGCGGGUGGCAGUAGAAGUAAAAAAGUCACACUCAAGCCGAUGUUCCUCCUCGAACCAGACAGCAAUAAAGAAGCAAUGUACAUCAGGCAUUGUGCAGUCUCCUCAAUAGAAAGUGGACAUAAGAAAGUCAUUACAGAUAUACACUGGCUGUCAGACACAUUUGAGAUUAACAGGUUGGGCUCUGUGUAUGAGAAUCGAAGUGGAAUAUCCUGUCAACUUGUGACAUGUUCAGCAGAUUGCACAAUAUGUUUUUGGGAUAUUAGACCACAGAAAAGUUUAACCCCCCAACAAACAGAGAAAAAGAAAGAAGAAACUAUUGAAAUUCCCUUUGAUGUACCUUCUACUUUUUUGCAUUUAGAUCUCUCUUGGAAACCCCUCACUAAGUUAAGGCUGUCUAAGGGUGAAACAAGUUUAGACCACUGCCCAACCAAGAUAAGCCUGAACGAAGACCAUCUUCUUUACAAAACACAAGACAAAAUGUUAAUCCAAAGCAAAGCAGUGAAGGCAGGAGAAAUGAAUCCAUACCAUAAUCUGGAAGCUGGGAUGGCCAAUUACCUCAAACCAAUAGAUGAGUUCUGCACAAAGUUCUUUGUAGGAACAGAAGAAGGUGAAGUGAUAUACACAGAUUGGAAAAUGGAGAGAGACCCUGAAACUGGCCGAUUGACGACCAAGAAGCCAGUGAACCUCUACACGGUGCACGACGGGGCCGUCCACACAGUUCAGAGAUCACCUUUCUACAACGACAUCAUCCUCACCAUUGGGGGCUGGAACGUGGCCAUCUGGAAAGAGGGUGUCAUGACUGGACCUCUCCUUCAGUCAUGCUGUGCACCAAAAAGGUAUACCUCGGGCCACUGGUCUCUGACAAGACCUGGCGUCUUCUACAUUGGCCGAGAAGAUGGAUACAUUGAUAUCUGGGAUCUUCUGGAGAAGACCCAUGAACCAGCCCUGUCCCAAAAUAUUUGUAUAACAAUGAUCACCUACAUCAAACCUUGGACUUUUUCUGCUAAGCAGCAAUUUAUAGCCAUAGCUGAUUAUUAUGGAACACUGCAUAUAUUAGAAAUUCCAUGGACAUUAAGUCACCCUUCCACCAAUGAGGUAUCAAGUGUUAACUACUACUUUGAAAGAGAAGUCAAGCACCUGGAGUAUGUGGAACAGCGCAGAAGUAUUCGUGAGCAAGAAAAGAAAGAAAUGGAGCUAGAAAUGGAGAAGAAGAAAGUCAAAACAUACCAUAAAUCAAAAGAACAAAUAGAAGCGGAAUUGAAAUCAGACUACGAGAGUUACUUGGAACUGGAAAAGAGCAUCCUCAUCAGUCUUGGCCUGAUCAAAGUCACCGAGAAAGUGUCAUACAUGGACUUGAUGUAGAGAAGCUUCCUGAGGAGGCACUCAGCGGCUCUGCGGGACUCCUUUUU
Molecule: messenger RNA, 2839 nt
Organism: Lepus europaeus (European hare)
Lineage: Eukaryota; Metazoa; Chordata; Mammalia; Lagomorpha; Leporidae
Gene: DNAI3
Product: dynein axonemal intermediate chain 3
Exons: 23
Coding region: 99-2792 (897 amino acids)
Biological process (GO): inner dynein arm assembly; cilium movement involved in cell motility
Cellular component (GO): inner dynein arm
Molecular function (GO): dynein heavy chain binding; dynein light chain binding
Source: RefSeq, a predicted model, not a curated record